AUGGAACCCCAAGGUCUUGACGAAAUGUCAAACAGUGUCCAAAAGAGUGUCCAGAAGAUGCCGGGGCCUCAAUACGGCCUUCCACGAACCCUCUAUCGCCCAUGUGUAAUGAAGGUCAACGGGACUCUCUUUGGCGGCAAGAGUCUCGGAUUCGCCACUGAUGUCGAUACGCAUUUGCUUGCAUUGCGGACGAGAGACAUGGAUUCUCAUUUGGGAUUUGUCAUGCAGUUCCCUUUGGCCGCUUCGGCCGAGGACAAAGGCUUUGGCAAGGUUUACACAAUGUGUGCUCAUACUCGAAAACCCGACCCUUGCAACUUUCGCCAGCUCAAAGUCAAGUUUCCCCGCGAUAUUGAGAUCAAGUACCGGGAGGCCAGCCAAGAGGACACUGCUAUGUGCCCCAAAGGUGUACCAAGGAUGGUAUGGAUCGACGUUACCAUGAACCAAGGCGUCAUUUAUGUCCAAGGAUUUGGUAUGCCAUACUACAACCCGGACCAUCCCGCUCAUAGCUGGCUCCAAAACCUGUCUCCAGUUGUGGGUAACUUGAAAUUCCUUGAUUUUGUCCAACAAAAACGAUUCACCUUCCUCGUUUCCUAUCCCGAAAUACUGGCAAGGAACCAAUGGAGUGUGGCUAGCCUAGCGCCUAAGUUCGACUAUGGCUACGGUACCGAUCACCACUGUCUCGUUCAAGACUUUGACUGGCUAAUCAAGGCCUCCAAACAGAUGGCCGAUGAGAAGCUGCCUGCAUACUUCGUACAGAUGCCAGCCAAGGCCAGGAUAGGGAGAUCAUACUUCGUCAUCGUGAGACCCAGUCGUGACUUCUGGAAGCGCUACAACAAAGUGUGGGCACGCUUUACCAAGUCUGCCGAAUUGACGAUUCAUCUACAUGGUGAGAAGACCGAGGUCUGGCAAGCCCGUGUUCGGGACCGUCCCAGUCUACUCGAGCUUGAGCGCAAGGUCGAAGCUGGCUGUCGGUUUCUCCCUACCUCUGCUCCAACGAAUGGGCAUUUUGGGUUCCCAAGCAUGGAUAAGACGUUGGUCAUGACUCUGCACAGGGAUCUCCUACGUGGUGAGGGAUUCUACAACAGCAUGGUCCUGUCAGCCUCUACCACUGGUGUCGACAGUGAAACGAAUGAAGUGGGCAGUACCAAACGCAUUUGUCUCCAGACUCUCCCUUCCGUUGACUUCCUCGACGGCUGCGACUCGGAAUGGGUCGAUUCACUCAUGAUAGAAGCCCUCGAGGAAGAUCGUCAUCGAUUGCGCAAGCAUCUUAGCCACAGUCCCCUGGGCUUGGUUGUUGUUACUGCUGGUCCCGGGUUCGGCAAGACCACCGCCACGGCCGUCGUGGUUCUUGCUAUGCAUUCCAGUAUGGGGAAGGUUUUGGCGAGUGGUCCGUCAAACGUUUCAGUCGACAACUUGUGCUCUCGUAUUCAUGUUAUGUCCACUCGGGUUACAGACCGGUACAAUGGUGACAGAGCUACCCGACAGCGCCGCCCAUUGGUUCUCCGUGGCUUCAGGCUCGAUCAUGAGUAUGCUGCGUUCAACAGAUUGCUACAAAACCCCGACCUUGGUGAUGACGCCGCCUCUUAUGGUCUCUGGGGGGUCCAGUCAAAAUGGAAGUUGCAAUGUUCAGCGACGUACUGGCUUCUCGUCUGCCUUGGCUCCUGUUACGUUUCCACGCUAGCAGAUGACGACAGCAAGGCCUUACACAGUCUGCGCGACGAUCUGGCCAAACGAAACGACAUGGAAUCCCUCCGAAAACUAGUCGCGGACUUCGAAACACUGGUCAAUCGAAUCAUCGAAGCUGCUGACAUUCUUUGUACCAUUCCUACCUUGGCUGAACCUGAGGAGAGGUUCUCAGACUGCAAGGUCAAGACUGCCCGUGCUAUUGCGAUUGACGAGGCUGGGAGUAUGAGCCGUGCCGACCUGUACUCUGUCUGGGGCAACACCCUCCUACCUUGUCUGCUCGCAGGAGAUGAGAAGCAACUCACCCCAGUUGUGAUCACUAUGCACGACCUAUACUCCGACGGUAGCUCGAUCAAUAGGUUCGGCCCCGACGGCAAGAUUUCGCCCCUCGAAUUCGUCAAAACAUCCGGUUGGUCUGUAUAUCGCCUACGAACCCAGUUGCGCAUGGCGCAAGGUCAAUUCGAAAUCUGCCGCACCACAGCCUACAGUGAUAUCAACUCCGCGUACGGUCCAGGGUCCGACAUCAGCCUCCCUGCCCAUCGCAUUGGUCGCGUCUUGGAGGAGUACAUCCGUACUAGGUUUCCUGACGUCAAGCCUCCUGAGGAUAGGACCUUGGAGCCCUUAUUCGUCAGUUGCAAGAACUCAUGGUGCAUGGUGGAUCCCGUCACCGGGUCAAAGAGAAAUCUCGACCAAAUCCGCGUCGCUCUGGACUUUUGCGCCGACUUUGUCAGGACUAAGCAGGUUAGCCCUGCCGACAUUCUUAUCAUUUCACCGGAUAUCACCAUGGUUAAGACCAUCUCUAGGUGGCUGGGGAAAGCACAAUACGCCGUGCUUAAUGGCAUGCGGCCGCCUUUGACGAUUCACUCAACCCAAGGUCAAGAGAGCGACAUGGUCGUCAUCAUUACCGGCACAAACAGCUCUGUUGGUACUGGCUAUAUGUCUGACGAACGCCGCCUGAACGUCAUGUUGAGCCGACACAAGAGCGCUCUUGUCAUCUUCAGUGACAUCGACACUGUCGACUACACUGGUAAGAAUAAGAAGGCCAAGUUGACUGAAGGGCCCACGGGGGAGAUGACGUUCUCCCAGGCUACCAUGCUGAAGCGCGUACAUAGCAUGGUGGUUAGGAACGGUCGAGUCGCCACGGUCAACUGCAUCUAG
This is a messenger RNA of Fusarium pseudograminearum CS3096, 2841 nucleotides long. RefSeq lists its product as uncharacterized. The transcript has 6 exons. Lineage: Eukaryota; Fungi; Ascomycota; Sordariomycetes; Hypocreales; Nectriaceae. Gene Ontology annotation, molecular function: 5'-3' DNA helicase activity. The coding region runs from base 1 to 2841 and encodes 946 amino acids. The record is from RefSeq and is a predicted model, not a curated record.